This is a messenger RNA of Tachysurus vachellii, 894 nucleotides long. It is a transcript of the gene hscb, whose product is annotated as HscB mitochondrial iron-sulfur cluster cochaperone. The transcript is spliced from 6 exons. Bases 57 to 785 code for a protein of 242 amino acids. Gene Ontology annotation, biological process: [2Fe-2S] cluster assembly; protein complex oligomerization. Lineage: Eukaryota; Metazoa; Chordata; Actinopteri; Siluriformes; Bagridae. Gene Ontology annotation, molecular function: ATPase activator activity; protein-folding chaperone binding. The record is from RefSeq and is a predicted model, not a curated record. Gene Ontology annotation, cellular component: mitochondrion.
ACGGCCAGUCAUUGACACACGUGUGUGUGUGUGUUUACUGUUGACUUUGGAGAAUCAUGCAGUGUGUGCGGAUGUUGUGCGCGUCUCACAGAUGUGUCCUGAACAUCCGCAGCGCCUUGGCUUCGUGUAGAUCACCUGAAAAAACGCUGCAGUUCUUUAGAAAAGACUCUGUUUAUUGUAAAAGGUGCUCAUGUUCAUCAGUAAGAAAGUGUUGGAGUUGUGGUUCAUCUGCUCAGAUGUUCUUCUGCUCCUCAUGUAACUCCAUACAGCCUCCUCAGGAAAAAGCGACUUACUUUGAGAUCUUAAACUGUGAUCAGACGUUUGCUUUGGACACUCGGGAGCUUCAGGGAAAAUACGUAGAGCUACAGAGAUCUCUGCAUCCUGACAACUUCAGCCAGAAAUCACAGACAGAACAGAGAUAUUCUGAAGAGCAAUCAGCCUUGAUAAACAAAGCCUACAGGACCCUACAGAAACCUCUCACACGGAGCGUCUACUUGCUGCAGUUACAAGGAGUCGAGCUGGACGAAGGCACAGACGCCACAGCAGAUCCAGCUUUGCUAUUAAAGGUCAUGGACGUCAACGAGAAGCUGGCAGAGACCCAGAGCCUCGACGAGGUCAGGGCUGUAGGCCAGGAAGUGCAAGUGACCUUGAAAAACCUGACAGAACAGAUGAAUACAUCGCUAAACAAAGGGGACCUGAAGUCAGCCAGAGAGCUCCUGGUUCAAAUGAAAUACUUUGCAAAUCUGGAAGAGAAGGUAAAGGAGAAACUGAGGGAGAACUUUUGAGGUGGCGGAGAAGGAACGGAUCGACGCUUUGACGCGGAUAAAUCUUUAAAUAAAAGUGCUUGAACAUGUAAAAGAUGAACAUCUCGUAAAUUAAAAUCUAUUUUUAAUC